UACUGCUACCACAACAACAACAAGAUCACCCACCUACCCACAAACCCACCCACCUAUAACGAGUACAAAACAUAAGCUAACUACAUAAUACUGCACUACCAACACCACCAAUCCUUAGGCGAUCAUCAUUGUGGAGGUCGAAAACAACGAGGAAGAAGAUCUCGAAAUCGAUCCCAUGGCCGUUGCCGCAUCCGGCUAUGGUCACAAAGGUGGCAAAAAGUCCAAAAAGCACAAGGCGCACUACGGCGAUAAGGGCGUGAAGGGAUACAAAGGCAAGAAAUGGGGCAAAAAGGGCAAGAAAUACUUCAAGAAGCACUUCGACAAGAAAUACAAGAAGAAGAAGGGACACCACGAGGGCAAGAAGUUCCACGGCGAUUUCUUCAAGGGCAACAAGGGACAUAAAGCCGCGAAAUAUGGAAAGAAAGGUCAUCAUAACAAAGGUCACAAGACCAAGGGGUUUAAGAACACAUACCACAAGAAUGAAUACAGCAAGAAAACCAAAUUCUACGACUCCUUUGACAAUGGCGGAUAUCACAAGAAAUUCGGAGGUUACAAAGGCUAUUAUGGGGGAAGCAAAGGCAAAAAGUUCAAGGGGGGCAAGCACACCGGAGGAUUUCAUGGCGAUGACUUUGGAAAGAAAGGUUAUGAUCAAAGCGGAAAAUUCCAUGACGAACACAAGGGCAGCAAAGGACAAUUUGGCCACAAGAAGAAGUACGGAGGCAAGGCUUCUUCCAGCAAAGGGGGUAAAGGAGGAGGAGGCGGAUAUGGGGGUCAUGGCGGCCAUGGCGGUCAUGGUGGCCAUGGGGGCGGUGGUUAUGGUAAAGGCCAUGGAGGCGGCGGAUAUGGCAAGGGGCAUGAUCAUGGCUAUGGCCACAGUGGUCGGCACGAAACCAUUGUUUUACCCACCGUUCCAUACGAUACGGAACUGCCCACCGAUGUUAGGCAAGGCCGUGACAAUGAUGAGGUGGCGUCGCCCAGCAUUAAUGCAGAUUUGAGUUCCGAGCUUCUGAUGGAUGACCCCCACCCCUUUGAAUCCAAUGAUCAUCAUGAUAUUGCGGAAGAUGUGGAUCACCAUAAUGAACAUCGUGCUCAUGCUCUUCCUCCAGCCACAACUACCACCACUUCUUCGUUGGAGCCAGUCGAAUUGCACGGAACCAACCCAGCCUAUGCCGUGCCCGGAGGAUAUGCCUCAACGGGGGGUUACUCGUCUUUAGGAGGCUACCCCUCGCCUGCUCCCGGUGGUUACUUCACCCAAGGAGGAUACUCAACACCAGGAGGCUAUUCGCCACCGAACAACUUCGCCUCUCCUCAAGCUUAUCCUUCGAAGCCAACCACACCAACACAUUAUUAUUCACCGGAACAUUACAAAACAGGCGGGCACGGAUAUCUGAUGGGCUAUCAUGAGAAUCUGUCGCCUAAAACCACACACCCCGUUACCCCUCAAAUAGUGUAUGCCAUCCCAAGUACGCAAGCACCGCAGGCGUACCAUCCGUUUAGUGGAUUCUAUCAAACGAACAGCCGCCAACUCCAAAAGCGAUCUCCUCAGGACAAUUUUGGCCAUCACUCGGGUGAAUUUGACGCGGUCCAAGAUAUCGGUGUGCCCAAAAAGCCUCACUCCAUGUUCGCCUCUUCGUUUGCCCUAAGGAGAAUUCCAAAACUGGAGUUCAAGGACGUGGAAACAACCGCAUCGGGAGUCCCUGUCUUCCACGAUCCCCACAAGUUAAGACCACAAGCUCGAGGAGGUUCCAGCUUUGGAGGGGUGUACAGUUAUGGGCCCAAUCACAACCAGGGUGAACAAUACCCAACAUACGACUAUGAUGACGGAUCAAACCAAGGGAAGGCUCCAAAUUACGACGAUUACGGUCCUGGAGCCAAUAAAGCAUUGGGUGGCAACGUGGACUACAACGACUACGGCCCGGGUGGCCAAGGCGGCGGUGGUGGUGGCUUUGGCGGUUCCGGCCACGGUGCGCAAGGCCAUAAGGCCCACGACAACUCCGACGGAUUUCAUGACUUUGCCGACGUAUUCAACGCCGAUGAAGGUGGUGCUGGUGGCGGCGGCGGCGGUCGAGGUCGUGGCCGAGGCCGAGGCGGACAAAGAGGAGGAGGUGGGGGAGGAGGAGGUGGCGCUGACGAAUUCGAAUUCAAAGAGCAAGGAGGAGGAUACGAUGACUAUGAUCCCGGAAAUGGUCCUUCCCAAGGCGUUCACAACGACUAUGGGGGCUACGAUUACAGCCUCGGCAAUCCUAAUCGAGAACAUCUGCGACAUGGGGGCAAUAGUGGUCAACAAGCCCAGGAUGAUGACGCACCUCCCUACGGCGACUUUGCUUUUGACGAUCCUGUUCCUCAUGACGUGCCUCGAGGCAAUCAAAACAGAGGCGCCGGUGUCGGUUUUGGACCAGGAGCAGGAUUGGGAGGAGGAGUGGGUGGAGGCGGAACCAGAGGAGGAGCGGGUAAUUUCCCCUCUGAUGUUGGUGGAGCUUCGGAUAGCUUUGGGUUUGGAUCCGACCCCGGAUUCGAUUUCCGAUAAGCCGUAACAAGGAAGACGACAACAGCAAAGGAGAAGAAGUGGACCAAGCCCGUCCACAGGCUUUCAUUAUUCACUGAACAAAGACGACAACAAUAAUUUACCCUGAACAGUUUCUGUGAAACGGCAAGGCAUUAUGCAUCGAUGUUAAACAUUCACCUACUAAUUCUAAUAAAUAAAUUCAGAUCACGCCAUUCAA
Molecule: messenger RNA, 2723 nt
Organism: Tigriopus californicus
Lineage: Eukaryota; Metazoa; Arthropoda; Copepoda; Harpacticoida; Harpacticidae
Product: TATA-binding protein-associated factor 2N-like
Exons: 4
Coding region: 176-2527 (783 amino acids)
Source: RefSeq, a predicted model, not a curated record